AAGCAAAAAUGCAGAAAUAGCUGUUCGGUUUCGUUCAGUGUGUUUGCAAAAAUGAUUUAAAAAUAUAAAAGAAAAACUGAUUUCAAUUAGAAAAAGGAUAUAAUCUCAAAAUAUUUAUAAUUCUCAAAACUGACCAGUGUUUAAACAAAAUUCUGGUCAGUAAAUAAAAAAAAAUACAAACAUGAUUUCGAAUAGUAAAAGUAAAAUCCAAUAAAAUACAAAAGGACAAAAAAAAAAAUCAUAUCGCAACCACCCUCUUUCUACCCUCUAAACACCGCCGCGCACAAAUAAAGUAAGUUCUUAUAACAAGCCCAUGGACAGAAUUUAUAUACUCAGCACAAAAUAAAAGUAUUAACACACAAAAUGACAUACAUUAAAUACAAGACGGACAGACGACCGCUUCUCUCUGGCGAAGACGAACGUGAACGUCUGGAUGAUGACGACCAUGAAAGUAGUUCGUCGGAAUUGAAUAUGCUGCCGGCAAAUCAGCGCCAUCAAAUUCAUCGGGGUGCCCGCAAAUUGACGCGUUUCUUUAUGGUCUUUUUUGCAUGUUUGUCAUUCUUUCUGCUGCUCUAUAUAGCAAUUUGUAAUAGUGUAAUUAAUCGAAGAGUGGCAUUACCCGGUUGGGGAUAUAAUACAUCACGAAAUACCGCUGAUUAUGUUUUGCCCGAUGAGGAUACGGAUUUGAUAAAACCCCAACAUAUUUGCGAAAGUAAAUUCUUUCUAUUGAUUGUUGUGUGUUCGGCAUUAAAUAACUUUGAAGCUAGACAAAACAUACGUGAAACAUGGGGAAAUGCAUCGGAAUUCAAUUACAAUAUGUUUGCAGCAAUGCAUGCUAAUAUGAAUGGCCAUUAUCUAGACAGGAAAGCAGAUAGUUUUAUUCGCUACAAAGAUUAUUUCAAUAACUCUUCCAACUACGGCAAUACAGUGCGAGUUGUAUUCCUAAUCGGACGCAGUGAGUCCGAACAACAUCUAGGCAAUGAAAGCAAAGUUCGACUCAAACAAGAAGCCGACCAAUACGAUGAUCUCAUCCAAGAGAACUUCAUUGACACCUACAACAAUCUAACUGUUAAAUCAGUGAUGAUGCUUAAAUGGGUAAAUAAACAUUGUAGUGAUAAAAGUCAUUUUCUAAUGAAAUGUGACGAUGAUACAUUUGUGAAUGUUCCGAAUCUUCUGCACUAUCUCCUCGGAGGAACAAUUCCCAUCUACAAUGCCACCGUUCAGUACCAUGAUGUUAUAUCGUACAAAGUCAUGUCUCCAGCGAAUCGAUUGAAUUUGCUGCAGAACUUUCUAAUUGGUUAUAUGUUUUGUUUUGUAAAACCAGUUGCAAAUAUCAGUAGCAAAUGGUAUGCUCCCUUUUACAUGUAUCCCGGUGACACUUAUCCAAAAUACCUAUCCGGAGCUAGUUAUCUUAUGUCUAGCGAUGUCAUUGGUCGGCUCUAUGAUGCCGCUUUGAAUACUUCAUUGUUUCAUUUGGAAGAUGUUUAUAUAACUGGCAUCUGUGCCGAACACAUUAACUUGCCUCGCCAUCAUAAUGCAUUGUUUUGUUUUGAUCAUUCGAAGAAUGUGUGCAGUUUUAAAGGAACAAUUACACAACAUUAUGUUAAAGGUGAUUCGAUGAGAGAGGCAUACGCUUUUGUUACGAAUACCACAAACAAAUGUCCGCCACCAGAUAAGUACUUUAAGACUAAUCGAUUGAGAAAACGUGCUAAGAAUUGCAGUUAAAUUUCCUUUAUUAUUGUUCUUAUUUUGUUUUUUAUUUUUUUCGUUUGUUUAUUCAAUCCUAUCAAAAAAACGCUCCCUCUCUUUUUUCUUUUUGGUUUAAAUAAUUGUUUUUUUCUGCAAACAAAAAUAAAAAAACUUUUUGAUUUUGUUUGCCGUAAGACGUGUAUAAAUAAGGCUGAUUGAGCAUUCUGUUGUUGUUUGUUUCUCUUAAUUGGCUUUUAAUUAAGAAAAUAAAAAUUAAUUAGCAAAACCAAAAGAACGAAUUUUGUCAUCAAGUUUAUUAGAUGGCAGGUGGUAGUUAACAUUAAAACAAGGUCAUUGUUCCAUUUUUGUGUUUAGAAAAACUUAAAGUUGAUAUUUUCGGAAGUGAUUUUUCAACAUUCUAAUUCUUUGACAUUGCAUAAUCGAAUAGUUUAUUUCCUGAGAUUUUCAUACAAAUAAUUAUUAAAUUAUUGUUAAGCUUGGAAGAGCAAAACUUCAAUAUAGCUUUCAUUAUUCAGUUGGCUUAAUGCCGCACGCUCUGGGCCCAUUUAAACCGAUUAUAAUGGCAAUUGCGGUUGCUAUUAAUAUCGCAAGAUAAGAAAAGCACGAGGGGCAAACGGGUAUUUUUAGAAAAUAAGAGCAGGGCUGCUUAUUACAAUCAGUUACAAAAUGUAAAAAAUAAAUGUAUAAUACAGGCUGUCCCAAAAGUCAAUUGCGAAUAUUUGAAUAACAUUGCAUUCAAAAAUUUAAACACACAUUUAUGAAGAAAAUUUCACUUUUGGGUAAUUCCAUGAAUGGUUUUGGCAGGUUUUUGUAUGAGUUUCGAUCUUAUUUAUUUUACUUUUUACCAAGUAACUAACUUUUAACUUAAUAAUAAGAAAUAAGAGCAAAAACAUACAAUUCAAUGGACUGUAGUGUAAAAAAAAAUUUACUACGAAAUUUGGAAAUUUUUAUCUUGCUAUACUACAAUUUUUAUUAACAUAUCUUAACAUUCUCGUAAUUGUUUUAUAUCUGCCAUAGUCAGUUUUAUUGAGAUCUUGAUGGAAUUGCAGGGUUGAUGGAGAGAGUGCAAGUUUAACAAGUUAAAACAAAGAAAAAACAAUCUCCGAAUUAGACUGUCCUUACCAGUGCCAUGAUCGGCCGAAGCGAGGUAACAGUCAGACCGGAAUUUUGAUUUCAUACGAAUCGGAGAGUGUUUUCGAAGCACAAUUUGUCUUACCGAUAAACAAUGCUUUUUGAUCACUUCUAAAAAUAAUGAUUACAAUAAACAAAAAUAGUUAAAGUAUGUAUAUCAUGUAUUCUACCUUCAUAUAUUUUAGAGAUCUAAUAACUAACUUUAAUGAUCUGUCCAAAAACAUUUGCAAAAAAAGACAUUGAAAUUGCGCUUGGUUGGAUAUUCUUAAAUAACUGAUCUGUUUUAUGAUAAGUUUUUUGUAAACUUCAGUCAAAUCGGAGCAACCACCUGAAGAGAAACCAAUGUCAACUAAACAUCGAUCAAAUUAAUUGAUGAUUUAAUUUGAGUCCUCAUUAUAUUUUUCCUCUACCGUAGAGGACCCCUCCCCACUCAAAUGAGAUGGUAAGUCUUGGUCUAUAUGAGUCGUACUCAAAUUUUCAUAGAGAUCACCAAGACAAUUCUACAUAGUUCCCCGUUUUUCUGUAUAAAAGAAAUAGCAUUUCAGCGUUAUAAAUAUUAAACUUAAUGUUUUCAUUAAAAAAAAAAAAAAAAACUAAAAAUUGUACAAAUUAAAUCAGCAAUCUUCCUUACGAUCGUUCAACCAAAAUGUCACUCUUUUUUUAGAAAAAGAAUUAAUUAUUUCCCAACGAAAAGAAUGAAUAUUUACAUCAUUCUUUUAUAAUAUUGUAAUGUAUUAAAAAUCCUUUUAUUGAGCCUCCCAAUAGAGGAAGCUUUUCUCGCAAAAUAUCACUGUCAAUAAUAAUUGUUACAGUUUUAAGUUUUUAAAAUGAUUAAAUAACACUAAUUGAAGACAGUUUCCCUUUAACAAAAUAAUGGAAGCAAUAUUAUGAAAAUCGUUAUAGUUACAAAACAAAGAGCCUGUACUUUUUAGAAUUUUCAAAAAAAUGUUAUGCUGAUCCAUUUGUGGUAACAACUUUGUGCAAACUAGAAAAGUGUUUGCUCAUUUUUUUUAAAUGAGGUUUAAAAACCAUCAUUUACCAGAAUCGCACAUUUUGUCAAAAUUAGAAUAGAAAAAUUAAUUUUACCAUCUUAUGUGCUAUUAGUAUACAAACAAACAACAACUGAAUGUUCCGAACUGCGUGCUAUUAAUCACCAAAAGCUGAGUGCAUGAAAGUUAUUAAAACAACAUACAAAAUACUUUCAUAACAAUUACUCAUAAGUUAUAAUCUUGCAAAGCGUGAUAAGACGUCCCAUUCCCACCACUUUAAUUUUAGAUUAUUUUCUUGUAGUUUAGUUUAAAAGAUAUUAUGUAAUUCAAUAGAAAACUUAAAGUAAAAUUAAAAUUAAAAUAAUAAUAAUAAAAAAAAAACGAAUAUAAAAAUAAAGUAUCGAGACGAAAUAAGUAGAUGUGCCUUGUUAGAAUGAGAGAGCUAUCGUCAUCUAUGAAUAUUCAUUUAAUUUAUAAAAAAAUAUCCACUUUAUUUAAUUUUGAGCUUCAACAUCAUUUGUGUUUACAUCCUUUAACCAACUAAAAGUGGAUCAAAUUAGAAUAAAAAAAAAAAAACAAAUACAAACCAAGAAUACCGUGUGUACAUAUUUAUUUUGUAUUUUUUAAAAACAUAUAUUAUGUAAACUUAUUUUAGAUUUUUUUGCGCACUGAAUUAUUAUCAUUUUUUUUUUGUUUUCUUUUAUUUAAGUUUAGUGCUCAUUAUGAAAUUAAUAAUUAAUAAAUUUAAAAAAAUUGUGAUUUGAUUUAUAGAAUAAAAUAUUGAUUUUAAGUAUUUA
Episyrphus balteatus (marmalade hoverfly) is the source of this 4627-nucleotide messenger RNA. Its product is annotated as beta-1,3-galactosyltransferase 1-like. Lineage: Eukaryota; Metazoa; Arthropoda; Insecta; Diptera; Syrphidae. Bases 364 to 1725 code for a protein of 453 amino acids. The transcript is spliced from 5 exons. The record is from RefSeq and is a predicted model, not a curated record. Gene Ontology annotation, cellular component: membrane. Gene Ontology annotation, molecular function: hexosyltransferase activity.